Messenger RNA from Melanotaenia boesemani (Boeseman's rainbowfish), 3578 nucleotides. RefSeq names its product kelch-like family member 4 (gene klhl4). Gene Ontology annotation, molecular function: protein binding. The record is from RefSeq and is a predicted model, not a curated record. The transcript has 12 exons. NCBI's taxonomy places the organism in Eukaryota, Metazoa, Chordata, Actinopteri, Atheriniformes, Melanotaeniidae. The coding region runs from base 113 to 2308 and encodes 731 amino acids.
UUGGACAAGAGAGAAUGGUCAAGCAGAUCGUCUCUGUUGGCCAUUUACUUUAGAAGUUUCUUUCACCAUUUGAAUGCGAAGGAAAACAUAGCAUUGUCUUUUUCAGAGGAGGAUGUCUGUGUCAGGGAAGAAGGAGUUUGAUGUGAAACAGAUCCUCAGGCUCCGCUGGCGCUGGUUCAGCCAUUCAUCCCAAGGUUCUGCUGGCGGUGGAGGGGGUGGCGGUGGUGGUGUGGGAGGCUACAUCCAGCAGGAUGGCCUGGAUCACAGAGGAACGCCUGUCCAGGGACGCUUGAAGAGCCACUCGCGGGAUAGAGGUGUUGGAGGACUACGGAAGACUAACAGCCCAGUCCACAGCAUCCUGGCGCCAACACCAGGGCCCACACCAGUCUAUGUCAGGAUGGGUCAUCAAUCAUGGCAUCAUCAGCCAAGCACCAUACAAGGUCUCCAGGUCAAUGAGGAAUCUUCAAAGAGCAGCUCUUCUCCCAGUGCAACAAGAAAGGAGGACACAAACCCUGACCAGGAAGAUGUGAAAAGCAACGCACAGGAGCCUGCAGAGGUGGAGGCCAGAGAAAGGCUGGUUCUGAGCAAUAUUUCUAGAAUGAACACCAACUCCUCGGAUGAGUUUUUCCAGGCUGCAAAUCAUGCAGAGCAGACGUUUCGUAAAAUGGAGACCUACCUCCAGCACAAGCAGCUGUGUGAUGUACUCUUGAUAGCGGGAGAUCACAAGAUACCCGCUCAUAGACUGGUCCUAAGCGCUGUUUCAGACUACUUUGCCGCUAUGUUCACCAGCGAUGUUAGAGAGGCAAAGCAAGAGGAGAUAAAGAUGGAGGGAGUUGAUCCUGAGGCCCUCAGAUCCCUGGUUCAUUUUGCCUACACUGGUGUCCUUGAGCUGAAAGAGGAGACCAUUGAGAGUUUAUUGGCAGCAGCUUGCCUCCUCCAGCUUUCACAAGUCAUCCAAGUCUGCUGUAGCUUUCUAAUGAAACAGCUACAUCCCUCCAAUUGCCUUGGAAUACGAUCCUUUGCAGACGCCCAGGGCUGUGUGGAUUUGCUGAAUGUGGCUCAUAACUACACCAUGGAACACUUCCUGGAGGUCAUUCAGAACCAGGAGUUCCUGCUGCUCCCCACAGCGGAGAUUGUUAAGCUGCUCUCCAGCGAUGACAUCAAUGUUCCUGAUGAAGAAACAAUCUUUCAAGCUUUGAUGAUGUGGGUGAGAUAUGAUGUCCAGCAUCGACAACAGGACCUCGGGGUGCUUCUGGCUUACAUCCGCCUGCCUCUUCUCCCUCCACAGCUUCUUGCAGAUCUAGAAAACAACAAGAUGUUUUCUGAUGACCUGGAGUGCCAGAAGCUUCUGAUGGAGGCCAUGAAGUAUCAUCUGCUGCCUGAACGACGUCCCAUGUUUCAGAGUCCAAGAACAAAACCUAGAAAGUCCACUGUGGGUGCACUUUAUGCUGUGGGAGGGAUGGAUGCUACCAAAGGCUCUACCACCAUAGAGAAGUAUGACUUACGGACAAACACCUGGGUCCAGGCCGGAGUCAUGAACGGACGGAGGCUGCAGUUUGGUGUGGCAGUGAUAGACAACAAGCUGUAUGUAGUAGGAGGGAGAGAUGGGCUCAAGACAUCUAACAUGGUGGAAUGCUACAAUCCUGUCAACAAAAUGUGGUCCACCAUGCCUCCGAUGUCCACACAUAGACAUGGACUUGGUAUUGCUGUGCUUGAGGGUCCCAUGUAUGCGGUUGGAGGCCAUGAUGGUUGGAGCUACCUAAACACAGUAGAACGCUGGGAUCCGCAAGCCAGACAGUGGAACUAUGUGGCCAGCAUGUCAACUCCGCGGAGCACCAUGGGAGUCACAGCGCUCAAUGGAAAACUGUUUGCGGUUGGUGGCCGUGACGGCAGCUCAUGUUUGAGGUCGAUGGAGUGUUUCGAUCCACACACCAACAAGUGGAGCAUGUGUGCACCUAUGGCCAAGAGAAGAGGAGGCGUGGGUGUAACAACAUACAACAACUUCCUGUAUGCUGUGGGUGGACAUGAUGCCCCCGCUUCCAACCACUGCUCUAGACUCUCUGACUGUGUUGAGAGGUAUGACCCAAAGACAGACACGUGGACCACUGUGUCCUCUCUCAGCGUUCCCCGGGAUGCAGUGGGGGUGUGUUUGCUGGGUGACAAGCUUUAUGCAGUGGGUGGAUAUGAUGGCCAAUCAUACCUGAAUACUGUUGAGUCCUACGAUGCACAGAACAAUGAGUGGACUGAGGAGGUCCCGCUCAACAUCGGAAGGGCAGGCGCCUGUGUGGUGGUGGUGAAAUUGCCUUGAGGGUUCUGUCUCACGACAGCAUGAGAGACAAAUGAGAGUGCGGCUGAGAGGAGUGGACAAACAAAGCAACAGAUCGAGGACACAUCCUUUGAGAGUCAUGUUUUCAUUAUUUUUUUCUUUAACUCUGUACUCCAGAUUUUUUCAGAGGGAAACGCAGACUGAGUCUUGCCCAUAAACCAUUGUUUCUAUCAUUAGUGGACAUAUCUACCCACUAGGGACGGCUUGUACUGAAACUGGAAUGCGCUGCACAUUCUUCACAUGCUCAACUGAUCAAGACUUUACAUAAACUUGACUAAGCCGCAGCAGUGUGUAGUUUUUAAGAAAACUUAUUUGAAUGUCCUCAAAACAAAUGUAAUACUUACAUUUUGAGUAAAUAAGCUUAACUUCAGGUUAGUUUACAAUUCUACACACAUUUCUUACUAGUGCCAUCUCAUACAGUAUAUUUUUGUCUUUACAUGUUCCUUUUUAUCUAUUAUAAUGAGAAUUGUUGGAAUAAACAGAAGUAACUAUACACCAGUGUCUUUUUUAUCAAAGGCAGGUCUGAACAGAUUGUUACUCCUUGGCGAUGAAGACCAUUAUGAUAAACUAUGAGGGUUGAUGAGUUUGCCAAGGCUGCUCUGAAGUACAGGAAUGAAAUCAAACAUUUUUUUAACCUGUAGCUACAGAACACCAAAGUUAUUUGCUUGUCUUAGAUGUCUAGGAACACCUUAAAUCAAGGUUUACAAAUUUGUGAAUCACAGAAAAUAUAUCAUAUUGAUAUUUCACAUUGCUGUACAGACUUGAUAACUUUCUGAAGCCACAUUUGUGUGAAUAGAUUCAUGCUUAAACAAGCGCAGUUGGAUGGCUACAAUCUGUAUUAUCCAUUCGGCUUUACUCUUGGAGAUGCUAGCUGAGCUAAUGUUUUAUUUGGUUUUUAUAAUGGUCUCUUCUUUUUCAAGGACAUAAUACUCCUUUGUUGAGAUUUUCAGUAAUACAACUCAUUUUUUGAAUUAUUCAUGUAGAAACAACAAAAGUAAGUGGAAGUAGAUGCAUUGAGUCUGACAGCUAUUAUUAUACAUUUUUACAUGCAGCAUUAAGACACCUGAUUUCCACAGAAAUUUCUACAUUUGUAGUUUGAUGUUCUGCAAUUGAAACAAUGCAAGCUUGUUCACAAUGAAAACAAUUUGUAACUGUAAUUAUGACAUUGUUUCUGGGGCCAAAUGUUACUUUUAAUGUUUUUAUCAUAAUUUUGUACAGCAUGCAAACCAAUAAAUAAAAGAUUUCAGUCUUC